Messenger RNA from Contarinia nasturtii (swede midge), 3626 nucleotides. RefSeq names its product hybrid signal transduction histidine kinase M (gene sstn). Gene Ontology annotation, biological process: establishment of epithelial cell polarity. The transcript is spliced from 5 exons. Bases 790 to 3387 code for a protein of 865 amino acids. NCBI's taxonomy places the organism in Eukaryota, Metazoa, Arthropoda, Insecta, Diptera, Cecidomyiidae. The record is from RefSeq and is a predicted model, not a curated record.
CAGAUCAGUAAACUCAAUGAACUGACGUUCGUGAGCAAAGUGUUGUGUAUUUCUUUUUCUUUCGUUUCGUUUCCAUCGAUUCGUUGUUUUCAUUUCUUUCAUUUUAUAUAUUUUUUUUUUCCUUUCUGAUUUCUCAUCAUUUUGAAUUUUCUCAUGCAUUUAUUUGUGGCUCUCACUGUAUAUAAUAACUUUGCAUUUUUAAUUAAGAGUGGCAAUUAAUUUAGUACUUUCCGUUAAGCGGUGGUCAUUUAGUUGACGAUACAGUGAUGUGAAUAAGUGCAUUGGUGCCUAUUGCCUGUGAGAAAUAAAUAGCAUCUGAAUUGAAUGAUAGACAACAUAGACGACGACCACGACGUCGACGACGACAAAGAAAAAUUAACAAAAAAGGAAUAAGAAGAGUCAGCACUGAACACACACAUUCUUUUUUUCAUUGCACUAUGACGGCACUGGUUUAAUGUUUACUUUUUUUUUCUGUGCGUGAGAAGAGUGUGUGUUAAAAUAAUGUGUGGAGAACGUACAUUAUGCGUGUGUGCAUUUCAUUUCUGUUUUGUGUAGCAUAUUUUUACUGAUAUAUUGGUUAUUAUUCGACUCUGAGUACCGAUUGUGCCUCACUCAUAUCUAAAUACGUAUUGUUAAAAUAUUUCAACAAAACUAUCGAUAAAGAGAUAUCGCUUGCGUUUAAUUUAUAUGAGUGAAAGAAGAACUAACCAAAUACUGUGUAUUCUUCAUGAAUAUCAAUAAAGUUCAUAAAACUAUUGGAAUUUCUGUGUCGUACGCAUAAGAAUUUCAAUGAAAACAACAGAAAUGUCCGACGCAAAUAAUCGAAAUAAGACGCGUACGCCGAACAUUUUCAAAAAUGUGGAUCGUCCGUUGCCGUCGCCGACAUCGGGUUCGAUGAAAUUAAAUGAAAGUGCCCCGUUGUCACCCACUCUCUCGCCAAAUACGAAAUCGAUGAUAUCACAAAAAGUGCAGACACUCAAACAACGAAAACAAGACUUAGACAAAUUGCUGCAAGAAAAAAAUAAUUUGCUACAACAAUUGUGUCGGGAGGAGGCAAAAAUAAUCGGAUGUUCAACCUUUUCGCUGAACGAUUUAUCCAGUAUUAGUGGCAUUGAUUGUAGUGACGGGGGCGUAAAUAACUGUGACCGAGCGCAGUUGAAUAAUAAUUCAACGCUACGACGGCACAUCGAUACUGGUUUUAAACUGCCCGAAAAUCUUCUAAAUAGCAAUGAAGACGACAUAAAUCAGUUGUUGUUGAGUAAAAAGAUUCAACAGCAAAUAUCACAAGCUUCACUUAAACUCGCCAAUGAUGCAACACAAACCAAAUCGAUUCGUCGGGCGCAUCGGCAAAACUAUGAAGUUGCACAGCAAAAAAUUCAGAGUAUUAAUCAAACAUUAAGUUUUAUAAGGAGUCGUGCAAAUGCCGAAUCGAUCAAUAGCCGAGAUGACAUUAAUCUUAAUAAUAAUUUGGGAUAUGCAACAAUAAACAAUGUGAUCAACGGCAGUAAAAAUCAUCGCAAUGAUAUAAAAUCAAAGCAACAUCUAAACGUUAGCUCAAUCAGUCUUGAAAACAAUAAUAUUAUGUCGGAAAGACGAAAUUCAGCCGUAUCAACUGGCUCAGCAUCGCAAUAUCUUGCGGCAAAUGCAUUAAAAAGUCGACCCAGAUGUGAUAGUUAUGGUGGUCAAACGAGCAAUGUUCAAAAUUAUGCAACCGCUACCACAACCAAAAGCGAUAAAAUGUUGCAUUCACCAACGUAUGCGUAUCAACAACAAGUUCAAAUUCCGCAUUUACACUACAAAAGUCAUGCGGAUAAAAUUGCUUAUGUUACAAAUGCUGUGGCAAAUGCAGCUCCAAAUGCCAAUCCAAAUGCAAAUAAUAAUGGCAAUGCUAUGGCUUCGCCAAAAUAUGGACGUCUUAAGCCGCUUACAGUUGAUACCGGCAGCAUAAAUGAAUCGUAUUACUAUCCGCCAAGUGGAAGUGCCAACCAUCAGCAUAGAUCACAUUUUCAACAGCACUAUACACAACAUCAACACCAGCACAGGCACAGUCCAUACACAACAAGUCGAGCGCACCUAACACCCACCAAAGUAAAGCAUACACCCUCUCAACAUUUGCAUAUAAAUACAAAACCACCGAUAAGUGAUGAUGAAGAAGACGAUAUUGCCGGUCAAUAUGCAACGUUAUUAACGCUAUCCGAUCAACUGAAACCAGGCUCGGUGCAUCAAGACAUCGAAAACCAAGAUACAGACACACAUUAUACGGAAAUUUUGUGUCGCAAGCCAUCGGCACCGUUGCCAUUGACUGAACGAAAUCAAUUUCAAACCAAAGACGUUAAUGUGGUCACAAAAAGUCAAGGUCUUGGAGGCUAUUGGACAACCAACGAAAAUAACGAACGUGUUUGGUUGUCAGUUGAUAAUCGUUACUCAAGUUUGGAUCGAAAGAGCCAAAAGAAUAAGAUGAAAAAGCAACAAGUGGCACGUACUGUAAAUCAACCAACAAAAUCAACGUCUUUGAGUAAUUUCAAUUUUAUUAAUAAAUCUGAUGACACACAUGACAGUGAUGCAGCUUCAACAAUGAAUGCAGCACAAAUUGAUCAAAGGCGACCAAAACCGAAGCAGUGGACCGAAACGUCGUUAGAUACUCCGAUUCGAAAAGUUGAACAAAUGUCUCCGAAGCUUGUCUCACCGCCAAUUUACUAUCGCGAUAAAAAUCGUUUAUCGUCGCAUUCACUGCACUCACCAAGUCGCAAUGCGAUCUCGAUAGGAAAUUCGCACACACUAACUUCACUUCAAACGCCACAAAUUCUGAGUGAUUUAUCAAAAGCGCUGAGCACAUCAGCAAAUGCUCUAACUGGCGUUGAGAGUGUAAUGAGGAGUCAAUCACAACAACCACUUCCUUCACCCUCGCAAUCGUACCACCAUAGCACUUCGAUACAAUCCGCCCCUUUAUUUGAUCACACAAAUUCAAAUGCAAAUCCCAAUAUGACUUCAAUUGUUUCAACGAAACUUCAGUCUCCAGACGUGCCUUCAACAACGAAUUCAUUCAUAGAUAAUAGUUCAAAUUGUUUCACGCCAAACAUAUCAUCGGCUGAAAUUCAAGUGGAAUCACCGAAAAAUGUGACCAUUGUUCAACCGGCCAAAUUUCAGCCGUACAAAGAGGUGACCAAGCCAUUUGAAAUGUCCGAUUUUUAUAAAUAUUCGACGAAAUUCCGUCAAAAAACCGCUUCAGCCAAUAUAAUGCAAUCGGAAAAUAGUUCACCACAAUUACCACCCAAGAAUAUAAUGCAUCAAAUGAAAAAUGCACAUAGGCACAUGCACUCAGUAUCGUUAAGUGCAAAUGUCGCUGAACCAACGUCACCAGUCUACCCAUCACCGAUAAACCAAUAAAUACAAUACAACAACAUGAAUCCAACACACACGAUUCGAUAAUUAGUAUUGCGGGAUGAAUAUUUUGAUAGAACACAGUCGAUCUUAUCGGAAAAAAGACUUAAAAACAAUUUCGAUGUAAAUUUUAUUUUGCAGUUUAAACGGCAGCCAUUUAUACAUUUUUGAUAACGUUUUUUUAUAUCGAUUUUUAGACAAAUUAAUUUUACAUAUACGAACUAUUCGUAAGAUAUUAAUGCAUG